Molecule: messenger RNA, 1389 nt
Organism: Gigantopelta aegis
Lineage: Eukaryota; Metazoa; Mollusca; Gastropoda; Neomphalida; Peltospiridae
Exons: 1
Coding region: 1-1389 (462 amino acids)
Biological process (GO): DNA integration
Molecular function (GO): nucleic acid binding
Source: RefSeq, a predicted model, not a curated record
AUGUACACAGCAGAUACCCUUUCCAGAACGCCUAUUGAAGGUCAGAAUUCCACAACAGAAAAUGAUGUAGAAACAUACGUUGAUGGUGUUAUUUCGUCAAUCCCAGUAAGUGACCAGAAACAAGAAGAAAUCUGCAAAAGUACAGCAGAAGAUGCAGUGAUGCAAUCUCUUGUAAACACAAUAUUGAAUGGGUGGCCAGAAGAAAGGUCACAGUGCCGAAAAGAGUUGAUACCUUUUUGGAAUUACAGAGAUGAACUAUCAGUCAUUAAUGGAAUGGUGUUUAAAGGAACGCGAGUUGUGAUUCCAGAUAAGAUGCGUUCUUGCAUUCUUGGGAAAAUUCAUGUAGGGCACAUGGGUAUGGAAAAGUGCAAGCAGAGAGCUCGAGAAGUAGUUUUCUGGCUUUACAUGAACCAUGAUAUUGUCAAUAUGGUAAAGCAGUGUGAAACAUGUCAAGCUAAUCAGAAGCAGCAAAUGGCUGAACCUCUACUCUCACGUCCAUUGCCAAUGCGACCAUGGCAAAAAGUAUCAACAGAUUUGUUUGAACUCGGGAGAAAAGACUACAUUGUUAUUGUUGAUUCAUAUUCAAAUUAUCCAGAGGUGAUAGGAAUGUCAAGUCAGUCGAGCAGCUCGGUGAUACUAGCAAUGAAAACUACAUUUGCUAGACAUGGCAUUCCGGAAGAAGUUCUCAGUGGUAAUGGACCGUGCUACAGUAGUAUGGAAUUCGCUCAGUUUUCAAAAGAUUGGGAUUUCCAACAUGUUACAAGUAGUCCGAAAUUUCCUCAGUCCAAUGGACUGGCUGAAAAAACGGUUCAGACUGUUAAGUCGCUAAUGAGAAAAUGCCUGGAUUGUGGUGAAGAUCCGCAUUUAGGGCUACUAGCCUACCGAACAACUCAGUUGGGGAAUGGACUUUCUCCAGCUCAGCUCUUAAUGGGAAGACAACUUCGUGGCAAUCUUCCCAUAACUGUUUCAAAACUUACUGUACCUAAAUCAAAAUAUGUGGUCAAAUGGAGAAAGCAACAACGUUACUCCCAGAAACAUUUUCAUGAUAAAAAAGCAGUAAGAGAACUAAAACCUCUUUCGUCUGGAGACAAAGUUAGAAUUGACCAUAAUUCAAAGAGGACUGAACAAGGAACAGCAGUACGAAGUCCUGCACCAAGGUCAUAUCUAGUAAAAAUGCAAAGUGGUGUUGAGAUUCGUCGGAAUAGGCGUGAUCUAAGACCUGAUCACAGCAACAGAUCAUCAGAAACCAGUUCAUUUAGUGAUCCAGAGGAAGAUAAGCAACCAUCGGAGGAAGUUAGUAUACAACCAACAACGAAAAGUGGUCGGAAUAUUCGAAAACCGGAUAGGCUGAUUGAAAAUUGCUUCAUCCACAGUGAAAAGAUGUGUUAG